UGAAUAACAAUCACGCAUUUGAUAAUAUAAACUCUAGAACCGCAAACAUUGUCAAUACAAUUGAUAAUACGGUGUACACUUUGAUACGAAAUGAUUCAAAAAUAAUAAUGAGAGGCAUAGCACUGCAACUGUUGAUCAUUAUUUGCUUUCUACAUUUGAGAUCAGAGGCUGGUUCAUGCUAUAAAUAUUUCCGAAGAUCAAAAGAAACAUGCACUGGUUGGUGGUCACGGAGGUGUAGCACAAAAUAUUACAGUUCCAAGGUUUGUUGUGACAACUACAGCGGAGCCACAUGUUCAAUCCCGAAAUGUCGAGGGGGAUAUGGAACAAACACAUGCAAUAUUAACAACGAGGGCUAUGUUAAAUACAAAGAUGGUAAGGUUGUCAGAAACAGUGGUGGAGUCUGCUAUGCACCAUCAAGAUGUAGGAACUGUAAUAAAGGAUAUUAUCCUGUUACCUCUAGCGGUGGAUAUUGCAAAGCGUGUUUCCAGCCACAACACUGUAAUUUACCAGUAUGUGCAUCGUCGAAUAAUUAUCGGUGUGAUUAUUGUGAAGGUGAAUAUAUCAGAGAAAAACCAGGUUAUAACGUUUACACAGGGAAGCCAGAUAGCAAGAAAUGUCAAAAGGCAUGUUCAUGGGUAGAUGGUGCUAGGUGCUUUCCGGGUACUUGCUCGGGAAACAUGAUACUUGGCAGAGAUUGUCAAUGUGCAAUAGGGUUUAGUGGCAAAGAUUGUUCUUCAGCAACAACUGUUCAAGUUCCAACAAUGUUAUCAAUGUACUUAAAGCUUCAUGGUUCUGCAAACAAAGUUAAAAAAGUCGACAAGGCGUUCAAGAAAUCGAUAAUAUGGCUAAAAGAUACCGAUUGGUUAAAUAUUUCCAUACAAGCAUCUUCUUACUACAGGUCCAAUAUUGACAAUUCAAAAAGACCAAAUUAUAUAACUAAAUAUUAUAUUGGUGUUGAAGAACAAAAUAUCGUUUUGACUUUAUUACGAGGUACAGAAUACGGAGAAUGGAACAUAGACGGCGGUUGUACAAAUUUUGAUGAAACUUGUAGCAAAGAAAUAAGAAAUAUAUCGUUAAGUAGUAUUGGUCCUUGGGGGAAUAUUUUAAACAAUGGAGGCUUUAAACACGCCGACAAAAUUAAGUUCAAAGUGUCAGCAAAAAACGGUGGUAAAGUAACAUAUGAGGACAGAAGUAGUUUUACACAGCCAUAUGCACAAAAGCAUUAUUUUCUUAAUGGUGUAGCUACAAACGAAGAACUUGAGCUUCAUUUUGAUGUAUUUCCACCGGUUCACUGCUUUGAACAACAUAAUGACUGUCAGCAGGAUGCAUUAAACGUAACAGAUUUUUUAACUCAGCCCAAAUUUACAGCAUACUGGAAUGGGUGGACUGAUUCGGAUUCUGGUAUAGAAGAAUACGAGUUUAAUAUCUAUUAUUUAGAAAAUUCCCAUGACCAUAAUUUUCUAGAACAUAAACGCCUGCUAUCGACAAACAGAUUUGCACCAUCGGAGUCUAGUGCAACUCUAGACCUAGAAGAGCCCGGUCCAUAUUCAGUAGAGCUUAUUGUACAUGACCGUGCUAAAAAUUAUAAAGUUGCCAGAAGAAUCAUUCUCUAUGACAAUGCGUCAGUUGUUGAUUUAUACGGUAAACAGGCCAGAGUUGUUCAAGUUCAAGAAAACGGGUGGAUAAAUAAACAUACUGAAAAUAUAGAAAUUGUAUGGCAAAAUAGAUUCCGAAAUAUUAGACAUAGCAACGGUGGCUGGCUUAAUGGAGUUAAAGAAACUGAAGAUAUUGUCACAGACCUUGAUGAUAGCAAAGGAAAGUCAGCUAGAACAAUUGACAAACUCAAUAACAUCGAUGGGAUUGUUCGCUUUGAUAUUUCUCGUAAGGUUGAGAUUAAUGGUAUAUCAUAUAGUACCCCUUUCGAACCAGUGCCUGAUUGCUUAUUUAGGCUAGAAAGGAUGGUUUACACCGAUGAAGAAAUUGUUGACGGAAAGAGGCUUACGUAUUUUAUUCGGGGAGUAGACGUUUUUGGAAAAUUUGCUGAGGAUAAUGUAUCAGCUAUGAUUGAUGUUUCUCCAGCACUUAUCCGAAACAUAUCGGUCAGGUUUACUGUAAGUGAUCAAAGCGCGCCCAAAGAAAACGAAUUGAUCAUUGCUUUGAAAGCAUUUGAUUACCACAGUGGCAUGAACAAGGUUUCCUGGAAAAUAUUUAACAAUUCGACAAAAGAUGCAUCUAUCAAUCACGGACAGUCUCAAAAAGAUUUAAUAGGAGAGGUACUUGUAAGGAAAACAAAGACAAUAGAUGAAUGCAAAGACACUGACACUGAGCAUACAGAUGGAACUAAUUGUUACUGCACACCUUAUAACGGAUGUUAUCAUCGCAAUAUUCAAGUCAAAACGGAAUUAUCGAAUGGAAAUAAGGAUGGCCUCAACAAUGGAAGCACACCCGGGAACUUUGAAUACUUCAUAAUGGUUAAUGCUACCAAUAACGCUGGUUUAACAACCUCCAUGCAGAAAAAAGUAACAUUUUAGAAAUAUCUGCCGAUUUCCUAUGUGCUAUAAUGGACAAAAAUUACAGUUAUUAUAUGUCUUAUCUAACCAAGCGUUUUCUGAAUUUAUAAGAAUCUCCUUUUUAAUAACAUCAGGUUUUGAAACCAAAAAACUGACGGUUAAAAAUGAGAAAUAAAACAAUAAAUGUGACAAUAUUUAUACAACCUUUACACUAUGUUCAAAUAUUCAAAAUAGUUUAAGUUUCAUUCCGAAACAGUUUAAAGUUUGUGUCUUAUUGUAUUGCAUAUUGUAUUAUAUAUUUUUGUAUAUCUGCUAUCUUUAUUUGCCAUGCUACUUCAUUUACUCUUAUUUCAAAUUACAUAUAACUGAAGGUUGAAAAUGAGAAAUAAAACAAUAAUUAUUGUGACCUUAAUUUUACAACUCUUACAAUUCCGUUUGAACUAGAAAGAAAUUACGAAAUCAGGAAUCAUUCUGAUAUUCAAACUCUGAAUUUGAUUAUUCAGUCUCCCAUACCAUUCAGUGUGGAACUCUCAAAAUCUAGAUUAAAAAUUACCAUUCUACUCCUGGAGAUUAUCUGAAAAAUGAUUUUGAAAUUAUGAAUGCUAGACAAUUGUGUUUAAAAUGAAUAAAACUAAAUUGGUGUGUUUAUUGAAGCACUGAAUAACUUUUAGUUUUGUCUGAAGCUUUUGGAUUAUGUACAUAAUUAGUCGAAUCAAACGGAAUGACGUGCAGUGUAUUUAGCUUCAUUUCCUAUGUAUAAUAAAAUGGCAUCCGUUAUUAAAUGACAGUCACUUUUAGCUACUCCUUUCAGACAUUUCUUGUUAAAAGAACAUUUCUCUUUGGCAUAGAAAAUCAUAAAUAAGAAACUCAUUCUGUCUAUUUUUAUUUCUAUAUAUGCAUAUGCUUGAAUAAACUAUACUCAUAAGA
Messenger RNA from Ruditapes philippinarum (Manila clam), 3437 nucleotides. RefSeq lists its product as uncharacterized. The transcript is spliced from 14 exons. The record is from RefSeq and is a predicted model, not a curated record. Bases 108 to 2531 code for a protein of 807 amino acids. NCBI's taxonomy places the organism in Eukaryota, Metazoa, Mollusca, Bivalvia, Venerida, Veneridae.